This is a messenger RNA of Aphis gossypii (cotton aphid), 1788 nucleotides long. RefSeq lists its product as uncharacterized. Gene Ontology annotation, biological process: arachidonate secretion; phospholipid metabolic process. The record is from RefSeq and is a predicted model, not a curated record. Gene Ontology annotation, molecular function: A2-type glycerophospholipase activity; structural molecule activity. NCBI's taxonomy places the organism in Eukaryota, Metazoa, Arthropoda, Insecta, Hemiptera, Aphididae.
AUGUCACCCGUUCGAAGAAACAACAAGAAUAAAGGCGGAGGUAUAAUUAACACUCUUAUAAAUAAAUUACCAUUUGAACUUCAUUUACCAGGUUAUCAGUACUGCGGUGCGGGGACUAAAUUGAGAAAAUGGUUGGAUCGUGGUGAUAAAGGUAUCAAUCCUUUAGAUUCGGCGUGUAAAGAACACGAUAUCGCUUAUGAUCACAGCAAAUCUUUGACAGAUCGUCAAAAAGUAGAUUAUACAUUAGAAAAUAGGGCUUGGAAUAGAUUCAAGUCAAAAGACUCAAAUUUAAAAGAAAAGGCUGCAGCGGUGUUAGUCACAACGGGCAUGAAGGCAAAACCUAAAAAAAUAUUCCGUAAAAACGGCAAGAAAUCUCGAGUACCUCGUGUCAUACCUACACCAAAAACUGGUGGUAUGUUACCGUUGAUACCAAUUUUUGCUGGCUUAUCUGCUUUCGGAGCGCUAACAGGUGGCAUUGCUAACGUUGUAAAACCUGUGAUAUGUAGUAAGCAUUUUGUUGGAAACAAGCGGUCAAAUGAUCCUAGAAGUCCUUCUUAUGUACCUUCAUUAUUCCCUAAAGUGUACAAGAAGAAGCUAAUUGAUUCAAACCAAGCAGAUGAAAGGUACAAACGGAUUUUAAACAGAAAGAUUCAAACUACAACUAUUACAGAAAAAAUAGAAACAGAUACUGAAAAUGGUUUUUUGGUAGAGAAUAGCUGUACUUCACAGUUUGCAAGUGUUGGCAUUCAAGUGGGUUUUGAUAACUGUGGUAAUAACAAUUUUAAUUUUUCUUGUAUUCAUGAAGGUAAUAGUGUUUCCACACAAGCUUGUAUUCCAUUUUCCUUUUCAAACUAUUUGAAUUGUGGUAGUAAGCCAACAUCUUCUGACAAAGCUUGUGGUGUAGACCACAGAGAAAGUUUAUCUUGCUUAUCUUGUGAAGCAUUUCACGGUUUUGAAUCCAUUAAAAAUGAAAAAUCUCUUAAAGACAUUACUGGCACUUCUUUUUCAGUUUUUAAUAUACUGCUCAAGUUAAUGCCUAAUGUCAAUCGUUUGGUGGUCUCUAAGGAAAAUGCUUUAUUAAUAUUUUUGAUGAAAUUGAAAUUAGGUUUAACUUAUUCCUCUUUGGCUGUAUUUUUUGGAGUACACCGAACAACAAUAUCUAGAAUAUUUACAGAUAUCCUUCUUACAUUAAACGUAAAAACAAAAAAUUUAAUAUUCUGGCCUAAUAAGAGAACUAUUUCAGCUUUGCUUCCUGAAGCAUUUAAGAAGAACUAUCCAAACUGUAGAUGCAUAAUCGAUUGCACAGAGUUAAAAGUAGAACAACCUAAUACUGUAGAACAGAAAGUUUACAUGUAUUCAAGGUACAAAGGGUCUUAUACUGUUAAAUUUUUAGUAGCCAUAACACCUAAUGGUAUGAUUAGUUUUGUGUCAAAAUGUUAUGGUGGUCGGUCUAGUGACUCAUUUAUAACCAAUGAUAGUGGGUUUUUAGCUCUUUUAGAAUCUGGUGAUGAAGUUCUUUCCGACAAAGGAUUCCCAGGAAUAAAAACAGAUGAAAAUGUUGUCAUUGUAAUGCCUCCAUUUUUACACAAUGGUAGAUUUUCAGAAGAUGAAAUUCUAGAAACCUAUAAUGUAGCAAGUGUAAGAAUACAUGUAGAACGGUUGUUUGCUAGGUUGAAGACGUUUGGCAUACUUAAUAAAUUAACUAUCGAUUACUUACCAUAUAUUGAUAACAUAGUUCAUAUGUGCUGUGUUUUGACAAACAUGCAAGCACCUAUUAUUAAGCAAUAA